Messenger RNA from Dendroctonus ponderosae (mountain pine beetle), 785 nucleotides. RefSeq lists its product as uncharacterized. NCBI's taxonomy places the organism in Eukaryota, Metazoa, Arthropoda, Insecta, Coleoptera, Curculionidae. The record is from RefSeq and is a predicted model, not a curated record.
AAACAACCGACACAAUAAAAGAUGGCAUUUCCUCUGGAAUUGACUCGAUGAAAGAAACGGUUCAGUCGGUAUUUACCACCGCUGAAGAAUCGGUGGGAUCAGUAGCGCACAAGUUGGGCGAAACCCUGAGCUUAACCACGUCGAAGACGGCGGAAAAUCUGAAAAACGCCCAAGAAAUAACAACCGACUUAAGCGCUGCAAAAGGCGAAAUGCUGAGUGGAACAGUCGACGCUGCAGCUGAAGCUGUUUCCGAAGCCGAAACUGUUGUGAUGUCAGAAGCUGAACAGGCGCGCGAAGCCUUCCAAUCAGGGACGUCGCCCUUUUUCGAAACCGUCCAUUCUCUAGGCGAUGAGGUGGACAGCACUUUAGCAAAUACCGCGGCCUUAGCUCUGGACAAGGCCGAGGACUUAGAGGUUAGUAUGCACCACACACUGAAGCAGGGGGGCGAACUUUUGGAGGACUUGGAGACUGACGCAAAAGACAUGCUGGGGGAGAGCGUGAAGACGAUGAAGGCCCAUGUGGAGGAGCUGCAUGAGGGCCCACGGCCCGACAAGGAGGAAUCAGCACCAACAUUCUGGGAAGCAGCAGCCGAUGCCAUUUUAAUGAAGAAAACCAUCAAAGGCAUGGAUCCUGCGGAGUUUGGACAAGAGCGGAUUUUCUACUCUUACAAGGAGAAAGCGGAUUUGGACAACAACGGGAAAACGAUCCAGGCAAAUGACAUUGUUGUUGAAAACACCGACAAUUGAUAUUUAAUAUUGUGAAUAUACGUUUUACUACACAAGCAA